Plasmodium malariae is the source of this 3843-nucleotide messenger RNA. RefSeq names its product conserved Plasmodium protein, unknown function. Gene Ontology annotation, cellular component: condensin complex; nucleus. The record is from RefSeq and is a predicted model, not a curated record. Lineage: Eukaryota; Apicomplexa; Aconoidasida; Haemosporida; Plasmodiidae. The transcript has 14 exons. Gene Ontology annotation, biological process: mitotic sister chromatid segregation. Bases 1 to 3843 code for a protein of 1280 amino acids.
AUGUAUGAAGACAUUUUAAAUAAUAUUAAAGAAUUAAAUGGAUUUAAAUUGCUAUGUAAAAAGAAGGUGGACUUUCUUAGUUUUUUGCGUGCCUGUAAAAGCAAAGAUCUUGAGCAAUUAUGGAUAUGCCUCCACAAAAUACUGGAAGAACAUAUUCGCCCUGAAAAUUUAAUUUAUGAUGAGGAGAACUCGACAUUACUGUUUCGGGACGAAAAUAAUAGACAGUACCUAUUAACAUGCAUAAAUUUUGUUUCGAUAUACUUACAACAUUUAGUAAAUAGCCAAAAAAAGAAGAAACAUAUAAUUCUCGAUGAAAAUUUCCAAGUCGUUUUUUAUAAACUCACCGAAAUCCAAUUUAUGCUAAGUGACAAAGAAGUUAGGAUAUAUUUUGGCAAAUGUUUGCUAACUAUAUGUGAUAUAAAUUUAAAGGAAAAUGAAUAUACGGGAAAUGUAAAAAUAAACCUGUUGCUAUUUUUAUUGUGGAAAAGCUGUUCUACCGAGGGAAAGGCUGCUGACAUCGGCAAAUUAAAAAAAUAUAAGGAUUUUUGCAAAUACAUAAAAUGGGGUAUAUCAGAAAGAACAACUGACUCGUUUUAUCUUUUGUGCUCCUAUACCUUAAAUCUUCCCAAAUUUUACGAUAACCCCGAUGGAAAGACCUUUUUGUCUUAUGUUUGGUCUCAAAAUGAAAGCAUAGCGUUUCACCUUUUUAAGAAAUUUGUACACAACUUGGUGCUUUUAUCGUAUGAUAAUAUCAGCCACUAUUCUCAAAUUAUUCUUUUAACAUGGAAAAAUUGUUCUGGUGAUAUGAUUAGGACCCUAGAAACCCAAAUCGAGUACCUCGUUCACUUUGCCCUAAAGUGUCCUAUUAAAAUUGCGGCACGUUUUAGAAGCUUGCUUAAUAUAUUUCAUACGAAUAAGGGAGACAAGAGCAUCAAUAACUUAAUCUUCAAAAUUUACGACCCUGUUAUAUGGAGAAAUUUAAUGUCCCCCAAUUGGAAAAUUCGAUUUAAUGCGACAUGUAUUUUCCAGUUUAUUUUUCCUGUUGUGGACCCGUGCAUAAAGAGCAUAGACUACCUACAGGAAAUGGAAAAAGCUUACAACGCCUUGUUUGAGUUAUCGGAAGAUGGAAAUUCGUGUGUUCUGCAGGCUGCAGCCAAGUGCAUAUGCUACGUGCUAAACGAGUUGUGGGAAAUAAUUAGCGACGAAAAAAGAAUGUCCUUAUUAGAAACAUUAAUGAACAAGUUUUUGAAAGAAAAAUAUUAUGAUAAUGUAAGGAAUGAAGUUGUUCUAGGAUUAUGUGACCUAGCGAAAAAUAAAAGGAUAAAUAAAAUUUUUCUUCAAAUAUUUAAGAGAAUUAAAUAUUUAUUGAAUGAUAAGAGUCUACGUGUAAGGAAAAAUUUUGUAAUUCUUGUAUUAGAGUUGAAUAAAAAUUUAAAUCAGGAUUUUUUUGAACAACUAGAUCAUAAUGAAUUUACUAAAAGAAUAACAAAAGAUUUUUUUACAUUCAGUGUUCAGUCGUGUAUAAAAAAAUUAUCGUAUAUGAAACAACAAUAUCAUGAAAAAAUAAAAAAUAAAGAAAUAUGUGAAUUUUUAAAAUUAUCGACAAAUUUGAUGACUUAUUCUAUAUGGAAAUGUGAUAUAAAGGAACAAGCGAAAAAGUGCAUUAACCUGAUAAGUGAAUACCCUGUUUUGAUGAUUUGUAUAAGUAAAUUUUCGACAAAUUUAAAAAUAAUAGAUAGGUAUAAACUGUCAUCUGUGCUGUUUGAAAUAACGAACAUCAAACUGAGGGAUGAGGACAAUUCAAUUUUGUUGAGCGAGAAUAGUUGGGAGGAGGGGAAGGCACACACCUUAGUGAAUGGUACAAAGGAUAAAGGAAUUAGAAAAGGAAAUGGAAAAGACAAAGGAGAAGACAAGGCUAGAGAAAAAGGAAAAGAUCAAAGCACAGACAAAGACAGAAACAAAAACAAGAACGAAAACAAAGACAAAGAAACAAAUAAUGCACUCCUAACUGAUUCUAAUUUAAAUAAGAAUUAUAUUAGAUACUCUUCCUUAUUAGUAUGUAUAGCUAAUUUUUUGAAACCGAAAAAUGAGGAGGAGAUAGAUUUUUGUGGCACUGAAGAAAUUCAAGAAUUUCUAAAAGUAAAAUUUGCAGAAAAAUAUUUUCUGGACAGUAUAAAUACUUUAAUGCAACCAUAUUAUUUUAAACUUUUAAAAUAUAUAAAUUUAAAUCACGAUAAUUAUAUUGUAAUACAUAAGUAUGCUCGUAAGCAAUUAAACAGUUUGCACACUCUUACAAAUGAGCAUGUGUGUGAAAAAUAUAUUAUACCUUUGUUUUACAAGUGGGGGCUACUUAACUCACUUGUUCAUAAGCAUAUGCACUUUUUAAAUGUGUCAGUUAGGUUUAUCUCCACUCACACCUUUGGGGGGAGCAUCGAAAAUAACAGUAACAAUUCAAAUGAUAAAACGGAAAAUUCUAUAAGAAAAAAUGCUUUUUCCCUAAAAAUAGAUGAUACCGAUGCGCUCGUAGAUGUAUCAAGUUUUCUAAGCAGUAGUUCAGUAUAUGACACAGAAGAUGACAUACAACAUACUGAGCAGAUUAAUGAGAAGGAGAAAUAUUCAGAUGGAAAUAAAGGAAAUAAAGGAAAUAAUAAAAAGGUGUAUAAUAAUGAUGAACCUCAUGGUAGUGGUAAUGGUAAAGGAAACAGAGGAAGUAAUAGUAAAAUGGCUAGUAGCGCAAACGAUGGAAUAGACUACACAAAAAAUGACAUUAUAGAUAGGAGCAAAAAAAUUAAAGAUAUGUACCUAAAUAAUGAGAAAGAGCUUAAUGCUUUGAUUUUUUUAUCUCUUAUUGUUAAGAAAAAAAAAUAUCAUUAUUUAAUAUUUAAAUCAUAUGCUGAUAUAACGUACAACUUUAUUUAUAAAUUUAAUUCUUUUCUUUUACAUGUUUUCCAAAGGCUUUCACUAAAUGAUUUUACAUUACCCUCUUAUUUUAUGUCAACAUAUUAUGAAAAAAAUAAGGAUUCUAAUUAUAUACAGCUAAUUUUAUGUGAUGAAGUAAGAAUAAAAGGGUAUAUGCAGUUAUAUAUUUCUUUUUUUUUCCUCUUCAAUUCUUUUGCUAUACAAAACAAUUACUCUUAUGAAUGGGACACACUAAUAGAAAACACUUUACAGUCUAUUCAUUUAAUAACUUCUAUAAAAUUUAAAAAUGAAAUUCAAAUUAUAACAAGAAAUAUUCAACCAACACGAAGCAACAACAAUAACGAUGAGCAAGUCCAGGAGCAACGAAAGGAAUGCGCAUCCUACAUAAGAAACAUCAUUCAUUUUAUACUGUAUUUUCUUGACAUGAUUGAAUACACCGUUGCUAUGAAGAAGCUGUUUAUUGAAGACAUCGAUUUUAACGAUUUUGUAAAAAACUUAUUUUUAUUUUGUAAGUGCUAUGAAAUUGCAAAUGAAAAUGUGAAGGAGAUUAAAAUGGGGCAUGUGGAAGAAAAAGAGAAGAACGAGAAAGCACCAGUAGAAUUAUAUUUCAAAAUAUGGCAAAGAAUAAGUUCAUUCCUUUUGUUCAUAUUAAAUUUUGAUUAUUUUGAAAAAAAAACUGAAAUCAAGUUGAUGAUUAUUAAUACGUUUUUUUUGUUUACAUAUGAGAACGUUCCUAAGAAGAAAAUUGAAACGGUCGUAAAGAAAUAUUCAACUAUAAUUAAAGAAAAGGAGUUAUUUUACAAUUUUUUAAAAAAUUUUAAAAAUAAUAAUGAUGCAAUAAACUAUAUGUAUGAAAGUCAAAUAAAACAUAUACAAGACGUUCUAGAUGGUGCACUAUUGCACAAGGGUGCAGCAAAGAAGUAA